Molecule: messenger RNA, 1869 nt
Organism: Anopheles funestus (African malaria mosquito)
Lineage: Eukaryota; Metazoa; Arthropoda; Insecta; Diptera; Culicidae
Product: retinaldehyde-binding protein 1-like
Exons: 3
Coding region: 800-1657 (285 amino acids)
Cellular component (GO): membrane
Molecular function (GO): phosphatidylinositol bisphosphate binding
Source: RefSeq, a predicted model, not a curated record
AUUGCAGGAACCGGACACAACAAACUUGCGGUGGGGAACCAUCAAUCACGUACACAUGCACCCUCAGUAUGUUGCCCUCUGUGCCGGAUGAAGCGCAAUGAUCGAAAGAUAAUUAUUUUCCAUCUGUGCUGUGUAAGCGGACUGUAGGAUAUGAUUUGUUGUAAUCGUGCUGACCAUCACGUUUUACGGUUCGUUGAGUCUAGUACAGUGCGGGGCAUCAACUCAAUGCUUUCAAUUAGUCAAGUGUGAGAAUGGUAGAACAACAGAAUAAACAAUUUCAAAAUAUUCCUUUGUUACCUCAUUUCAGGUGUAUCGGCGUGUGUUUCCUUUCCGAAAUGUUGUUCCGAAAAUCUGUCGCCCCUACUCGAAUGCACUACAUGCAGUACUUUUGCCUUCUUUUAUCUGCACGACUUUACGCUCUACAUAUCUUUUUCGUCAAAUGAACAAAGGUUACAAAGGUCUCAAGGCAGCGUCUCCCAAAAACUGUAAACUCACUACCAUCUGUAUCAACAUUUCAGUCGCGAAAUUCGCUCAAAACAUUUGUUAUGUAAACCCCUUUGCUGAUAACACCACCAGCCCGUAUUUCGCGGGGGGGAUUCAACCUAAUCGGGUGACUGGGUACUACUGCAGUUUGCAUCGUAUCUGUAAUCCAAUACACCGAUAAGCGGCCAGAUCCCAAUUCGAGUACUUAAAUCGUGCCAAUCGACCGACCGGCUCUACUUUCGCUGGCGUCUUUCUGACUCCGUGUUCCUUGUUUGUGAUACCCGAUUGUCUCGUUGUGUUUGACGAUAUUUCCAAAAUGCCUGGUCCGUUUGAGAUCGAUCGUUCGCCACCGAGCGCUGAGUUGCUGGAGGUAGCCAAACAGGAGCUUCGGGAGACACCGGAAGUCCGUGCUGCCGCCAUUGAGGAGCUGCGCAAGCUGCUUAAGGCGAGCGACCUAAACUUCCCGGACGACGAGGAGUUCUUGCUGAUUUACCUACGUCCAACGAAGUUCUAUCCCGAAAGUGCACUGAAGUUGAUGCGCAAUGUAGCCGAGUUUAACAAGAACUACAAGGAUCUGCUGCACAAUUUGAUGCCGGUGGAUGUGAAGCCAGUGUUCGUCGAUCAUGGGCUGAUCAACAUUUUCACUAGCCGGGAUCAGAAGGGUCGCCGCCUGAUGGUGGUGCAUAUGGGCGAAAAGUGGAACACAAAGGAGGUGACCGAAGAUCAAAUCUUCCGGGCGCUCUAUACCAUCCAGAAGCUGGCCGUCCUCGAGCCGGCGACUCAGAUCAACGGGGCGGUCGUAAUCUACGACUUCAAGGGCAUGGGCAUGGGUCACGUGAAGGCUAUGUCGACGAGCGGUGCCAAGCGUCUGCUGACGUUCAUCCAGGAGGCUUGUCCGUUGCGCAUGAAGGCUGUCCACUUCGUUAACGAGCCGAUGAUUUUCAAUAUGGUGUGGUCGCUGUUCAAGCCUUUCGUGAAGGAGAAGCUGAACAAGCGUAUGUUCUUCCACGGUGAGAAGAUGGCUAAGCUGCACGAACACAUCCCCAAGGAGUACCUGCCAUCCAACUACGGAGGAACUCUCCCGGCGCUGGAUUACGGUGGCAAGGAAUGGUACCCGGUUGCUGAGCAGUUCACCGACUUCAUCACAAAAUGGAACACGUGCGGUUUCAAAUAGAGACCUAGUCAUUUCAUCAAUUCUAUUCAACCCUUAUGUCCAUUUCAAAAGAUUAUAAUAAUUACUUAAAAAUGAAACAAAAACAUCUCAUGCCUUGUUGUUUUACUGUUCCCAUGCUUCCAUAUCACCGUUGACCUUUGUUCGAGAAGGCGGUUUAAUCCUUCUCGAUCAAUUACGAUAAGAUUAAGCUGGAGUAUGUUUUAUGUGUGGGG